AGACGUACAUGUAGUACAAUGAGCGCGUUAAAAACACCGAUAGACUAUAGAAACUUGGAAGAGGAACUUCACGCGGCUCUCGCAGCCGACGAAUUGUAUAAAUUACAAAACGACGCUAAAAUUCGGGCGGUGGAACAAGCAGUGCCGACGUAUGAGCACUUCAGACAGAUGGUGAAUGGCGCUCACUUGAAACCUCUGGAUCGCGACGACAUGAAACCUAAGAUCGGUGCGCAGUGGAAUCCGCUGAUUAAUCCUACUAAGCCUUGUGACUUGACUGCAUCGGCAGCCUCAAGAAAAUUGACGCGCGAUAAACGGGACAAUGGAAGUUCCCCGAAAAAAUCGCGGGAGACGUGCGAGAACUUUUUACAAUUUUGGAGAACAAUUGCGGACCACUCCGAAAAGUUUACUUAUGUAUGGAAUCUAAGGAACGACCUGCGGCAUCACGUCUUUCGAGUGGAAAUCCCAGCGUCGUUCCUCGGCGACUUCGCGAAUACGUGUCUGCAACAUUCGUCGAAGGUGGACGACGUAACGUCAAUUAUAGAAAUUCUCGGCAUACUGAGCGCGUGCAAUCGGUUCGAUCUGAUGGUAUGCUUCAUGACGAGAGACGAGAAAUCUACGUGCGAGCAGCUUUUCCAACAGUUGCAACUUAAAGGAGGAUCGCCAGGCGAAUCCUUGAAACAUACAGUCAAAUCGUUAGCGGUGAAAUAUCGGGUUAAGCUUGAUUAAUGAAGCACAGUAUAUUCGUUUUGCAUAUAACAAUACGAACGGUAUAAAUAAACGGCAGAGAUAAAACAAAAUAAAUGAUUGAAACUUAUUAUUGUUCAAUUGUUGUUAUUAUUAUUGCAAAUAAUUCAUCUGGAAUUAACUGAAGAUUAGUCGAAAAAUUUGUUGUUAAAAUUAAAAAUAAAAUGCAUUCGUUUUACAAAUAAUCAGGGUCCGCCACCAAAAUCCGGACAAAUUUAAAUUUGAAUUUCCUACUUUAUUUGACUUCGGCGGUAGGUCGUUGUUGACGUUCGGGCAAGUCAGAUGUUUGUAGUAAGCGUGCGUAAUCUCAAAAUGUCCGAACAGAUAAGAUCGAGCGCGGGGUAUAACCGAAGAGCGGCGAUAAUCGAAGGCCUCCGCACUGGGCGUCCGCAGACCGAAAUUAUUCGGUUCUUCGGGUACCCGAGAUCGACGGUUUAUGAUGUUGCGGCUAAAUGUUUGGCUUCGGAGACGUCCGAAAAAGCUUUUGCCAACCCGACGAGAAAGAGCCAUUCGAAAGAAAAG
This is a messenger RNA of Temnothorax curvispinosus, 1266 nucleotides long. Its product is annotated as coiled-coil domain-containing protein 103-like. The record is from RefSeq and is a predicted model, not a curated record. Gene Ontology annotation, biological process: inner dynein arm assembly; determination of left/right symmetry; epithelial cilium movement involved in extracellular fluid movement. The transcript is spliced from 3 exons. The coding region runs from base 19 to 726 and encodes 235 amino acids. Gene Ontology annotation, cellular component: outer dynein arm. Lineage: Eukaryota; Metazoa; Arthropoda; Insecta; Hymenoptera; Formicidae.